Molecule: messenger RNA, 3695 nt
Organism: Limulus polyphemus (Atlantic horseshoe crab)
Lineage: Eukaryota; Metazoa; Arthropoda; Merostomata; Xiphosura; Limulidae
Product: proprotein convertase subtilisin/kexin type 7-like
Exons: 18
Coding region: 305-2569 (754 amino acids)
Biological process (GO): protein processing
Cellular component (GO): trans-Golgi network; Golgi membrane
Molecular function (GO): serine-type endopeptidase activity
Source: RefSeq, a predicted model, not a curated record
GAAAUUCUAGUUUCCCAGUUUAUUUUCUUACUAUUUCACUUUCAGGCUGAAUUUCAUUGUGUGAAAAAUUUUAAGUUCAUUAAGGGAAAGAAAAAUCCCUCCUUUUUCUUUCUUCUCCAAUCAGAAUAUAAACUCUGGAUUAUGAAGUAUAGCCAUUAGGCAGGUGUCUUUCAAAGACUGGUAUAAGCUAAACCUCGGGUCCUCAGAAAUGCUUGCAGCAGAAGCACACAUUUGUCAUCUAGGCAUCAAAAAUUUUAUAUGACAGUUUUAGUUACUUUUUUGAAUCUACUUACAUCUUACCUACAUGUUUUAUUAUGUUGCUUUCAUUUUCCUCACACAAUCUGCAUUUAGUGCUUAUAUCAGACACAAGGGUGCAGUUCAUCAUAUAGAGACUAAUGGGGAUAUUCAAACACUUGCAUGGGCUGUGAUUUUACAAGAAAAUUCUAAUAAAUCUUCUGAUUACCCAUAUAAGGUGGCAGAGAAAGUGGGACUAGACAAUCAAGGUCAAGUAGGUCAACUCAAAAAUCACUAUUUAUUUGUUCAUCCAUUAUCACAGUUCGCACAAUCUUCCAUUGAUAAACAUGCUUAUAGAAAAAUUAAUAAUAUGGAGCUCUUUAGUAGGGAAACAAAGGAUGUAAAUUUUAUGCAAGUUAAACAUUCAGUGGAAAAAAAAAUGAUGGAGCAUUCUGAGAUAGAGAGUUUUCAUCUUCAAAUUAUUAGAAAGAGAGUAAAGAGAGGGACAGAAGAACUACAAGACCCAAUGUUUCAAUAUCAGUGGCAUCUGUUGAAUAAAGAAGAUACAAUGAUGGAUAUCAAUGUGACAGGAAUAUGGGAAAGGAAUAUUACUGGAAAAGGGGUCACUGUGUGUGUGAUAGAUGAUGGACUUGAGUGGACAAACCGUGAUCUCAAAGACAACUAUUGCCCUGAAGGUAGUUGGGAUUUGAAUGAUGAUGAUAGUGAUCCAAUGCCUGAAGGAGGAAAUGGAAAAAAUGAGCAUGGGACAAGAUGUGCUGGUGAGAUAGCAGCUGCUGCUAAUGACUUUUGUGGAGUUGGUGUUGCUUUCAGCUCCCGAAUUGCUGGUUUACGUGCCUUAGAUGGAACCAUGACUGACAGUCUAGAAGCAACUGCUUUCAAUUUGAACAUGAACAUCAAUGAUAUUUAUUCAUGCAGUUGGGGACCUGAAGAUGAUGGGAAAACUGUUGAAGGACCACAUUAUUUAGCUCUGAAAGCAAUUAAACAUGGUAUUGACAUGGGUCGAGGAGGGUAUGGUUCGAUCUUUGUGGUUGCAAGUGGUAAUGGAGGAUCUAAUGAUGACAACUGUAACUUUGAUGGUUAUGCAAGUUCCAUUUACACAAUUACAAUAGGAGCUGUAACAGAAAGUGGUGGUCUACCAUUUUAUGCAGAAGAAUGUCCAGCAAUGCUAGGUGUUACAUUCAGUAGUGGUAGUAUGCGAAACUUUGACAUUGUUACUUCUGAUUGGACAAAAGUAGAUGGAAGUGGCUGUACUCGUCAUCACACAGGAACUUCUGCAGCUGCUCCUCUUGCUGCAGGAAUGAUAGCCUUAAUGCUAGAGGUCAGACCUUGUCUAACAUGGAGAGACAUCCAGUACAUUUUUGUUCUUACAGGAAUGAAGGUAAACUUACUGCACCAGAAUCUUUGGGAAAAAAAUGCUGCAGGGCUGUGGCACAGUAACUUUCAUGGAUUUGGUAUUCUUAAUGCCUGGAGAUUAGUCAGUGUGGCUAAAGCCUGGCAAUCAGUUCCAUGGCUAACCACAUACACAAGCCCUCAAGAAGAAUUUGAGAAACAAAUACCAUCUUUUCCUGAUGAACUGGUAGUCAAUAUUUCUGUGUCUAAAGAAGAUGCAGAUUCGUACGGGUUAUUUAUUGUGGAGUAUGUUCAAGUCAAAAUAACACUUUCCCAUCCAUAUAGAGGGCAUCUAGUCAUUAUGUUGCAAAGUCCUGCAGGAACAGCAUCUACUUUGACACAUGUUAGACCUAAAGACAAUUCUACAGAGGGCUUGAACAACUGGAGUUUUACUUCUGUAAAAUUUUGGGGAGAAGAACCCUAUGGAACUUGGUCUUUGAUUCUUUUGGACUCUUCAUCUGGCUCAUCAGAACUUGGAACUUUUAAGAGUUGGAGAUUAGUUCUUCAUGGGACACCAAUGACCUCAGAACAAUUCCAGGAUAAGAAAAGGUUUGUAGAAGAGGCAUAUAGUGGAAAAUACCUUGAUGAGAAUAUUUCUUUCCCAUGUCCACCUCCAUCCCCAUCAUUAGAUAUCAUGCAACCUUUAACAGAUAGAACCUUAAAAAUAAUUACACUUGUAGGCUUUUUUGCUUUCUUCAUGGCAAUCUAUGAAACUUUUGAGUACAUGUGUUGUUAUAAAGAUGAAAAGAAAAAACAGGCAAAUGCUUUGCAAAUUGUUCGAAGACAAGUUGAUGGAAGUGAUAAUAGUGACACUUACCAGCUACUGGAAAAUGAUGAUAAUAAUGUAAUUGACCAAGACAACAUAGCUGAAAAUGUCCCAAUGAUUGAAGUUUGUAGUGUAAAGUCAGGUCAGAUAGGAAAUUGAAAAUGUUUUAAUGUAUAUUGAAAAGAAAAUACAGUUUGUGCCUUGUAUGAAUGAUUCUAAUUUAUUGUGUUAAAUUAGAUGCAAAUGUAAAACAUAGAUUAAUUUGGAGUUUACUAGAGAAAAUUAUAAAUAAAUGAAUAUAUAUAUAUAUAAAAUUAGUAUUGACUUAAGAUUUGUGAAGUUUCCUGUGUUGUACAAGUUUAACUUUAUUGCACAAAUAUUUAUAUAACUAAAACUUUGUCCAAGAUUUUUCUCUUUUUUUGUGUUGUUUGUAAAUAAUUUCAUCUGCAUGUAGCAGAAAUGUUUAUUUUAAAGUUCUAAACAAAUUAACAAAGUAUAACAUACACAUUUUCAUGAAAGUUCCAUACUGUUUAGCAAGUCGUACAUUAUUUAUGUGCAAAUAUAUUUGGCUGUUCUACAUUACUGUGUUCAGUACAGCCUUAGCAAAAAAAUAUUUGAGAUUAAAUGUUUAUAUUAUAAUAUUAAGUUUUAUAUCAUUGUGGGUGAAGUAGCUAGUCUAGGCUUCAGAUAUGAUCAUCUUAUGAUCCAUUUUUAUACUAUUUUUAUCAGUACUGUUUAUUUUUGCAAUAUCACAUAGUUCUCUCUCUUGCAAGGCCCAGUGUUAGUAGUAUGGUCAUAUAUGAACGGUAAUUCCAUCUUUGUAAAAAGGAAGGGUGAGGGGGGUAAUUCAACUGAUUAGUUUAUUUUACUACUGUUUUGUGUAUUUGAUCAGAUGGCAGAAUGUGAAUAAAUUUGGAUAUAAGUUAUAAUAUCCACCAUCAGCAUCAAUAUCAAUAAAAUUAACAAGUCAUAAUAACAUUUUACAGGGCAUUUCUGUCUUUGCAAAGACAGUUUGAACUGGUAUGCCGAGAAAUGUUGAAAUUGAUAGUUUGCGAUAAAAGCAUUCAUAGACUAGUUUUUCAGAAUCUUGUGGGUUUAAUAUGGAAUAUGUUUGAUCUAAAAUAAGAAAUUAGCAAAUUACACAGUUUUACUAUAUAGAUGUCUUAUUGUUCAGGAAAAACAUGGCAUAUGAGUUAUGUACAGUUCCAUGUUUUAUCAAAGCAAGAAGAUAAUGAAAAUAUGAUGUUUUUUGUGUGUUGCACAUAAAAUAUUGCAUUUUCCUAGG